Adelges cooleyi (spruce gall adelgid) is the source of this 1674-nucleotide messenger RNA. RefSeq names its product cytochrome P450 4C1-like. Lineage: Eukaryota; Metazoa; Arthropoda; Insecta; Hemiptera; Adelgidae. The transcript has 8 exons. Gene Ontology annotation, molecular function: heme binding; iron ion binding; monooxygenase activity. The record is from RefSeq and is a predicted model, not a curated record. Bases 54 to 1619 code for a protein of 521 amino acids.
UCAUAGUAUUAGUAUUUCAAGUUUUCGCCUUGAACAAAUUGCGACUAAAUGAAAUGGUUUCGAUUCAGCAGGUAUCCGGCGCAAUAAAUGAUAGAAGUCUAAAUAACAUUAUCGUCAUACUUGUAGCGGUAAUAUUAUUUUUAGUAGUUCUAUAUUAUAAAAUGGUAAACCGGAGAAAGACAUUGUUGGCAAAUCGAAUACCGGGUCCAGAUGGGAUCUUCUUCUCGUUACCUGUUUCAAUUGGAGCCCCUGAAAAACUGUGGUUGCAUUUUUUUAAAAUCAGCAUAAAAUACAAGAAUACCUUAAGCAAAUUGUGGAUGUUAGAUCACUUAUUGAUAUUUCCUAAGAACCCUGAAGAAAUUGAAGCGGUCGUUACCAAUCCUGACAUGUUCUUAAAACCUAAAGAAUAUAAUAUGUUAAACGAAUCGAUUUUGGGCGAUGGAAUAUUUUCCAAUAAGAAGUUUGAUGAAUGGAAAAAGAACCGAAAAAUGGUAGCUGUGGGGUUGAAAUAUUCGAUGCUCAAAUCGUUCAUACCAAUAUUUCACGAGGAAGCAAAAUUCUUGAGCCAAGUAUUGUACGAGAAACGGGAAAUCAAUUCAGAUGAUUGCGAAAUAAGCUCGGCAAUCGGUAUGGCGACUAUGGAGAUUAUCGGAAGAGCCGCUUUAGGUGUAAAAUUGAACGCACAGAAAAACGCCAAACAUGUAUUUGUGGAGAAUUUCCGUGUCAUCCAAAAGGUUUGGGCGUACCGAGUGUCAUAUCCGUGGUUUCUGGACCCGAGUCUGUUUAAGUUGUCGUCGAUUAAACGUAAACACGACAUUAGUCAAAGUAGCAUUUACGACUUCGUCGAUGAUUUAAUUCACAGAAAGUAUGCAGAAUUGAAGGAUAAUAUAAACAGUCAAGAAGAACCCGACGAAGAGUGUAUUGGCAUUAAAUAUAAAUCGUACAUUGAGAUACUGCUCGAGAAUGGACAUCAGAUGUCACUUAAACAAUUACGACAUGAAGUAAUAACUAUUAUGGUCGGAGGUCAUGAAACGACGGCUAUGGCAAUACCGUGUAUAAUAUUUAUGUUGGCUCAUCAUCAGGAUGUACAAAAUAAAGUGUUGGAAGAGUUGAUGAUAAUAUUUUCUUCCGGAGAUCCGGAUCGACAACCUACCUUAGACGAUUUACAAAAAAUGGAUUACUUGGAACGUGUAAUCAAAGAAACUCUGAGACUUUAUGCCGUUGUUCCCAUGUUCGGCAGAAGCGUUGAAAAGGAAACAAUGAUUGGAGACUAUUUAAUCCCUGCGGGGUCGACGUUUAUGAUUUUUCCUCCUCUGAUACACUUAAAUGCGGAAUUCUAUCCGGACCCAGAAAAGUUCAAUCCGGACAACUUCUCACCUGAAGCAUGUAGCAGUCGCCAUCCGUAUUCGUUCAUUUCUUUUAGUGCCGGUUACAGGAAUUGUCCUGGUAUCAGGUAUGCAAUGCUCUCGAUGAAAACUGUCAUCUCAACACUGGUCCGGUCUUAUCGUUUUCGUCCGUCGGAUAAGUGUCCCAAACCUGAAAAUCUUAAUUUAAUGUUUGCUUUUACAAAAAAGUUCGUCGACGGCGGGGUACACGUUAAACUCGAAGCGAGGAGGUAAUCAAUUACUCAAGCUGGGUUAUGAAUCAGAAUUAUUUACCCGUUCGGAUAGGGGU